AUGAGCUCGGUCAGUAUCCAAGACCUCGAUGCCUCGCCUGACGAGGCCCAGGGCUGUAUAAUUCUAUGGAAGGCUAUACUCCUGACCUAUGGGGUUUUUGGCUCUAUUUUCCUCAUCACAGUGUUCGUUCUCAUCAUCAUAAUAGAGACAUGGCGGUACUGGCGUCUCCGAGCGCAGGCGAAGGGACACAUCGGGACAAUGCGAUCUGACCUCGAAGCGCUGAGGAAGAAGAUGAGGGUGAAGAUCAAGCCGAGACGGGGUCGGAAACCUAGUAAAGCGGAGCAGUAG
Molecule: messenger RNA, 288 nt
Organism: Dioszegia hungarica
Lineage: Eukaryota; Fungi; Basidiomycota; Tremellomycetes; Tremellales; Bulleribasidiaceae
Exons: 2
Coding region: 1-288 (95 amino acids)
Source: RefSeq, a predicted model, not a curated record